Messenger RNA from Rotaria sp. Silwood1, 3738 nucleotides. Lineage: Eukaryota; Metazoa; Rotifera; Eurotatoria; Philodinida; Philodinidae. The record is from the annotation of a GenBank genome assembly.
AUGCAAGAAGAUGAAGAAAGAAAAACCUUGCUUAAUAAUAAACACGUUUCAUAUUCUGCUGAUAAUCAUAAUCAACAUCAUUCAUCUCGUCUUGAAUGGGCAGAAUCGUCUUGGAUUCGAUUUUUCAAUGUACUAUUUUGGUGUUGGAUGAAUCCGAUUCUUAAUGCAAGCUGUAAACGACAACUUACAGUAGAUGAUCUUGAUGAUAUACCUCAGGUUGACAAAGCUUCUGUAUUAUUAGAUAGAUUAUCUUCGUAUGACUGGUCAUCAACAACAACGUGGAAUAUUGUUUGUAAAGAAUUUGGAAAAGAUUACAUUUUUGCUAGUCUAUUCAUAAUUCCGUAUUUGAUAACAAGUAUUGCUCAACCAUUACUUUUUCGUCAAAUUCUCUUGCAUAUUAUGAAUAAACAAAGGUCAAAUAUAGUCAGCUAUUUAUACAUAACACUAUUGGUUAUUUUGGUCAUUAUACAAACGCUCAUGCAUCGACAAAAUUUUUUUCGUUUGGCUCGUAUUGGCAUGCGAAUUAGGAAUGCACUUACUAUUAUUAUUUUCCAACGUGCAUUGUCUCUAAAACUAGCAUUAUGGGAAAGUAUGAACACAGGUCAAAUUAUUAACUUGAUCACUAAAGAUGCAUACAAGCUUGAAGAAUUGUGCACAUAUUUGGCCUAUCUAUUUGAAGGACUUCUCGAGACUAUCAUUAUAUUUGGUUUACUUUGUUGGAUUAUGCAACCUAUACCAGCAUUAUGUGGUUAUGCUUUAUUUCCUUUAUUUGUUCUUAUGCAAUUAUAUUUCAGUAAAAAAAUUAGUCAAUAUUAUGAAAUAACAGCUGUGUGUAGCGAUAAACGUCUGCAAGGUUUUAGUGAAAUCAUUUAUGAAUGUCAUUUCAUUAAAAUGUAUAACUGGGAAAAACCAUUGGAAGAUCGUAUAAUUGAAAUGCGAGAACAUGAAUUAGCAAAUAUUCGAUGUACGUCAUGUUUUCGUGCGUACAAUAUGGCUCUAUUUUUUCUUUCAACAUUACUCUUGGCACUCACCACAUUUGGCAGUGCUUGGCUUUUAGGUUAUCCAUUAACUGUAGAGAAUACUUUUCCAGCCCUUUCAUUAUUUGCUUUACUGCGUAUGAAUGUUAUGUAUUUUCUACCAAUGUCAUUUGAGAAAUUAAAUGUGGCCAAAUCUGCAUCAAGAAGAAUAGAUUCAUUUAUGCGUUCGAUCAUGAAACAAAAUGAUCAUUCUGUAUUAUCAACAUCGUUAAUCAAUGAACAAAAAAAGGGAAAUAUCAUGAUUUCUAAUGCAUGUUUUUCGUGGCGUAAUGAGAUGCCUUGUCUAUCAUUAUCUGAUUUGAAUAUCGAACAAGGCACAUUUGUCGGAAUUGUUGGACCAGUAGGCUCUGGUAAAUCAUCCUUAUUGGCUGCUAUUCUCGGUGAAAUGAAUCUUACCAAUGGUCAAUUAAAUACAAAUAAUAGUUCAUUCGCUUAUGCUGCUCAAAAGCCAUGGAUAGUUGAAGAUACAUUUCGCAACAAUAUUCUUUUAAAUCGACCAUUCGAUCAGCAACGAUAUAGAAAUGUAAUACAUGCUUGUUGUCUUGAUGUUGAUAUUAGUUUAUUUGGGCCUAGUGGUGAUCUUAUGAUGAUUGAAGAAAAUGGAUUUAAUCUAAGCGGUGGACAAAAGGCGAGAGUGUCAUUAGCUCGUGCUUUGUAUGCUGAUGCAGAUAUUUAUCUGCUUGAUGAUAUAUUAUCUUCUGUUGAUCAUAAAGUAGCUAAAAAAAUCUAUGAUCGAUGUAUUGGUCCGUUUGGAUUAUUAAAAAAUAAAACUCGUUUAUUAGCUACUCAUCAAACUCAAUUUCUUAGUGAAUCACAUCAAAUAAUAUUUCUAGCCAAUGGUCAUAUUGAUAAACAUGGCUACUUGAAUAGAAAUAUUACUAAAGAAAAUUACACAAAAGAAAAUGAAAAUUCAACAUUAGCCAGUCUGAUUGAUGAUAGUAGAUCAGUGGAUCGCCAUCAUUCGAUUGUAACUGAUGAAAAACUACUAGAUGAUGAUACCAGAUGGUCUAUUUGGUAUCGCUUGUUUACUGCACCACCAUUUGGUAGAAUUGGCUUCUGUUUACUUAUUGUUUUACUCUUAUUGGGUGAAGCAUUAAGUGAAUGUGCAUAUUAUUGGCUUAGCAUUUGUUUGAAACAAUCUGGUGCAGGUCAGCAAGUCUCAUUGAAAUCUGCUUAUAUAUUUUUUAGUUUGAUAGUUGCCACAGUAAUCGUAGAUAUCGUUCGCAAGCUCUAUGCUUUUAAUGUUAUGUUACGUGGUUCAAAUAAUUUACACAAUAAUAUGUUAAGAGGACUUUUAUAUACAUCAAUACUGUUUUUUGAAACUAAUCCCAGUGGUAGAAUUCUGAACCGAGCAAGCCAAGAUCAAUAUGUUAUUGAUGAUUCAAUUCCGAUAACGUGGUUGGAAGGUGUGGAAGGACUAUUAAUAGCAAUUGGUUCGAUGUUCAUUAUGUGUUUUAUUAAUCCCUAUCUUAUCUUGGCACUUAUUUUAUUAGUACCAGUUAUUUGGUUAAUAAUUUACUUUUGUCAAAAAUGUUCACGUCGACUUAAAAGACUUGAAAGUGUUACUCGCAGUCCUGUGUAUGCACUCUUUUCAUCAUCCCUAAAUGGUCUAUCAACAAUUCGUUCAUUUCAAGCUGAAAACAGUUUUAUUCAAUUAAUGGCUGAUAGAAUUGAUGUGCAUACAUCUGUAUAUCUCAUCGUACAUGCUGCAUCACAAUGGUUUGCAUUAAUAAUUAGCACUAUUUGCGUAGUCAUAUUAUUAAUCAUUUCUAUUCAAGCAGUAUAUAUUCACGACAAUGCAAAAUCGUCGGUAUCUGCACUCAGCUUAUUGUAUGCAAUGCAUGUAUCAAUAUAUUUUCAAUGGUCUAUGCGGAAACUGACUGAAGCCGAUACAAUGAUGAUAAGUGGCGAACGCAUCGAUGAGUAUUCACAUUUACCACGUGAGGACGAUCACGGCGGUCACAACGGUCUUGUAGAAACUUCAUCAAAAUGGCCAAUUCAUGGAAAACUUAAAAUUAGAAAUUAUUCAUUACGCCAUCAAUUUAACCUAGAAUAUGCAAUUAAAAAUAUCAACUUGAGUAUAGAGUCUUGUCAGAAGAUUGGCAUUAUUGGUCGAACUGGUGCUGGAAAAUCAUCACUCUUCAAAGGUAUUCUUCGCUUUGUUAAUCGAUCAUGUGUUAAUGGUGAAAUUUUCAUUGAUGAUGUUGAUAUAAGCCGUAUUACACUUAGCCAUCUUCGAUCUCAUCUCAGUGUUAUUCCGCAACAACCUAUAUUAUUCAGUGGUACCCUUCGAUACAACCUUGAUCCAUUCGAUCAUUAUUCUGAUGAACAAUGUUGGAUGGCACUUGAAGAUGCUCAACUUAAACAGUUUGUAAAAAAUCAUUCAGCAGGUCUUCUAAUGCUUAUUGGUGAAUCUGGCAAAACCUUGAGUGUUGGACAAUGUCAAUUAGUAUGCAUUGCACGAGCCAUACUGAAAAAAAGUAAAAUCCUAUUGAUUGAUGAAGCAACAGCUAAUGUUGAUCCGAAAACAGAUGAUCUGAUUCAAAAAGUACUUAAAAAUAAAUUUGAAGAUCGAACUAUUCUUACAAUUACUCAUCGACUAGAUACAUUGGCAGAAUAUGAUCGUAUUCUUGUAUUGGAUCGAGGAAUGAUCGUCAAUUUUGAUACACCUACAAAUAUUUUACAUUCUUAUUAUAAUUAA